Vitis riparia (riverbank grape) is the source of this 1403-nucleotide messenger RNA. RefSeq names its product protein FLC EXPRESSOR. The transcript is spliced from 4 exons. NCBI's taxonomy places the organism in Eukaryota, Viridiplantae, Streptophyta, Magnoliopsida, Vitales, Vitaceae. Bases 109 to 1053 code for a protein of 314 amino acids. The record is from RefSeq and is a predicted model, not a curated record.
CCACACGCACGAAACUGUCGCAGCAGGCAAAGCGAGAGUGAGGGACCGAGACAAAGAGAAGAGAAGAGAAGAGAAGCAAACACUCUUCAGAGAGUGAGAGAGAGGGCCAUGGCUGGAAGAAACCACCUUCCUCCACCAAAUGCCUUGAAAAUUCGAGAAGUGUCAUCAACAAGGGCACCAUACCCUUCUCAUCACAAUCACCACGCCCUAAUCGAAGAGGAUCGCUACCGCCACCGCAGCGGCCCAAUUCCGGUGUCCGCCGGGCGCUACCACCCGGCCGUCAUUGAUGAGCGCAUCGUCAUCCAGCACCGUGAGAUCCAGACCCUCCUCGGGGACAAUCAACGGCUGGCCGCGACACACGUGGCGCUCAAGCAAGAGCUGGCCGCCGCUCAGCAGGAGAUAAGUCACCUAUCUGCCGCCGCCGCUAGCGUUAAGGCCGAGAGAGACGCUCAGGUGCGGGAGGUCUACGAGCGCUCGCUGAAGAUGGAGGCCGAGGUCCGUUCGAUUGAUGCUCUUAAUGCGGAGUUGGCUCAGGUUAGGGCUGAUGUUCAGAAACUGAGCGCUUCACGGCAGGAGCUCGCUGCGCAGUUGCAGACGAUCAAUACCAAUCUCUCCGUCUCACGCUCAGAGUUGAAGGAGGUGCAAGCGGUUAAGGAUGGAAUCGAGAACAUGCGUAAGGAGCUCCAAAGAGGAAGGGCUGCUAUUGAGUAUGAGAAAAAGACACAUUCUAAUAACCUUGAGCAAAGUGAAGCAAUGGGGAAAAAUAUGAUGGCCAUGGCUCAUGAAGUUGAAAAGUUACGUGCUGAGCUUGCUAAUGCAGAGAAGAGAGCGAGAGCAGCAGCCGCAGCAGCUGCAGCAGCAAACCCAAGUCCCGUUGUUCAUGCAUAUGCUGCUAGCUAUGGAAAUUCUGAUAUGGGAUAUGGAGGAAGUUUUUAUCAUGAUCCUUAUGCCAUGCAUCGGGCUCAUGGAGGCCCUGAUGCCGGUCCUCAGUAUGGUGCUGGAGCAGUGCCACUUGAUCCUUAUGACAUGCAACGACCCCAUGCACAUAGAUAAGCUCUCAGCAGGUGUUGGAAUAACUAGAUUUCAAGAUCAUCGGACACUAGGAUAGGAUGAAGAUCAUCUCCCGAAUACCUCUAAAUCUUAUGGGAAAGUUUCUGUUUAUGUACAUUUGUUUACCUUUUUUUCCCUCUUCGUUAGCUUUGCUCCGUGAACAAUUGAUAAGAGUCGGCAUCAAGAAAACAUGAUGCUGUUGGGAGUUGUUUUCCAAUUGUGUUGACAAGUUCUGCCCCAGUUGCAUAAAGAAGGGGAUGGUGAAAGCAAUUCUCUCUUUUCUGAGACCUUUGUAGAAGAGACCAGAAUUUUGAAUCCUUACAUGAAUUACAGUACCUUCAAUUUUGUCUACC